Papaver somniferum (opium poppy) is the source of this 1184-nucleotide messenger RNA. Its product is annotated as major latex protein 146-like. The record is from RefSeq and is a predicted model, not a curated record. Bases 282 to 704 code for a protein of 140 amino acids. Gene Ontology annotation, biological process: defense response. Lineage: Eukaryota; Viridiplantae; Streptophyta; Magnoliopsida; Ranunculales; Papaveraceae. The transcript is spliced from 2 exons.
AAUACCUUACACCAUUUCCUUUCCAAAAAGUUUCUUUCGAAUCCACCGGCAAAAAAGACGAGGGAAUCGAAUUAUUUAUCUUCGUGUUGCUGGGUGGUCCAUUUCAUAAUUUAGCUCAGAAUAAGAAUACACAAUCCCCUUGAGCUUUGUUCUUCAACUUGAAGUAUCUCUGUCUACCACUCUCACUCUCUCUAUAUAAACUGAUCAGUGGAUGUAAUACUCCGUACCAUAUUAUAUAAGUGUGAACUUAGUUGAUAUACAUAUAAAUUAUACACAUAGAAAUGGCUCAACUUCACAAGCUUGUAUUUGAAACUGAAAUAAAAUGCAGUGCAGAUAAGUACUUUGGCUUGUUUAGUCACAAUGCAACUCAGUUGCCUGGAUUAUUUCCUAGGAUUUUCAAAAGUGUCGAAGUCAUCGAAGGAGACGGAACUAGCGUUGGCUCUAUCAGGCUUUCGAAAUAUGUUCUGGGGGAAAAGGAAACCACAUCGAAGGACAGAAUAAUAGCGUUCGACCAGGAAAAGAGAUCAAUCACUAAUGAGGUCAUGGAAGGAGAAAUCAUGAAUUAUUAUAAAGCUUUACCUGCUAAAUUUGAUGUGGUUCCAAAGCAGUGUGCUGCUGGGAAUGAGAGCUUCAUAAAAUGGAGUUUGAGAAGGUUAACGACAAUAUCCCUGAUCCAACUGCUUAUAUUGAUGCACUCAAGUUAGUCAUCAAAAAGCUGAAUUCUCAUGUCCGCUGAACACCAUCCGUAUAACCAUUACUAAGAAACCCCAACUACGUAGCCCACCAUAUAUAAUACUCUAUUCGUUCCUUUUAAAUAGGCUGGUUUCCUAAAAUAAAUGUUUCAAAAGAAUAGGCCGGUUUCCUAAUUGGGAAAGUCAAAUGUUACUUUAGUUUUCUGGGAUCACUUUUCUCUUAACUUCUUUUGAUGACAAGUGUCAUGUGGACCAUUUCAUUAUACUUUUUUUGAUGACAAGUGUCAUGCGGACCAUUUCACUUCACUUUUUUUUAUUGAAAAGUGUCACGAGGACCACUAUCAAUGAUUAGUUAUCUAAAUUUCCUUAAUUUUCUCUAAAAACAAAAUCAAUCUAUUAAAAAAGAACGAGAGAGUAGUAUAUUUAUAGAAUAAAAGCCAACUUAAUUGGUUAACAUAUGUACUUUUCAAUCUUUCAGUUUCACUUUGAAUU